AUGGCGCUCCUGGGCGGUGUGGAGGAGGCCUCGGGCGGAGACCACGGCGAGCUGGUUCUGCGCAUGCUGCAGACGCUGUAUUCCAGCUCAGACUCGCAUGCGCGCCGGCAGGCGGACGUCUGGCUGCGGCAGUGGCAGAAGUCCGCGGAGGCGUGGGAGAUCGCGAUGGAGAUGCUCGUUCGCUACUCGCAGCUGCUGUCCGCGCCGGGUUCCGCCUCGGAGCUCUUCAGCGACGAGGCUGUCUACUUCCUCUGUCAGACCCUCCGCACGAAGACUAUGUUCGACUUCCAUCAGCUGCCGCUCACCUCUCACGAGGCGCUGUGCUCGCAGGUGCUGCGGCUGCUUCAGGUCUUCGCCACGGACGCGGAGAGGGCGCCCUGCGCCGACGCGGCGGCGUCUUCUGCUUCUUCGGCGUCUGCGGCUGUCAGCCGUCGCCACCGCGCGGCGUCCACGCAGCUGUCACUCUGUCUGGCGGAUUUGGCGCUGCAGACUGCAGACCAUUGGCUGAACCCGGUGCAGGUCAUUCUGCAGGCCUUUCCGCCCGCCCGCGAGGCGACGGCGGCGAGUUUCCAGGCGCAGUCGCUGCUGCUGCUGCUUCUCAGGCACCUGGCGGAGGAGAGCACGAGUCGCCGCGUGAUGGCGGACGAGACCGUCCGCCAGCGGCACCUGGUCAACCUGACCAAGUCCGCGUCGACUGUCAUGCAGACGCUGCUGCAGCUACGGGACCGCGUCCGCGAGCGCCGUCGCGCGCUUGAGGAGGAGGACAGGGCGCGCGUGGCUGGCAGCCAGACUCCCGAGGCGGUCGCGGCGCUCGCGGCCAACAACGCGCUGCUGCGGUCGGUGCUGUCCUGCUGGCGAGUCUGGCUCACCUUCCUCCAGCCCGCCGAGGAGACGCAGGAGACGGCGAGCCGCGCCGACGCGCCGACGCCCCCCCCCGCGGAGACCGACUUGCUGGGGCAACAACACCAGUCGAGCCUCGCACUCGUCUUCUCGGACUGCGUCGAAGUGCUGGCGUGCCAAGAGACCUCCGCCGCGGGUGGCGCGGGAGGCAGCGAGGAGGAGGACCCCAACGAGGCUGCGGCGAACUGCAUUCUGCGGCUGCUCAAAUCGGUCACCUCGUCCAGGCAGACACUCCGCUCGCGCUGCCUGCGCCUGGAGCAAGAGCGGUCGCGUUUCCGGCAGGGCGCGGGCGGCGAUGAGGGCGCGUUUCCAUCCUCCUUCUCCCCGCCGUCUGCGGCCUACUACGCACAGGCGCUGGGCGACUCGGAGGCCGCGCUCAAGAAGGCCGAGGCCUUUGAGCAGCAACUCCUUCAGGAGAUCCUCACGCACUGCGUGGGCUCGCUGCGGGUGCGGCUGCUCGCUGCGCUUCAGCGGCAGGCAGACGACGCGCAGCCCGGCGCGGCGGGCGCGGCCUUCCGCGACGACUACGAGGCGCUUCAGACGCUCACGACGCUCUCGCGGCUCUACGCAGGGGUCGCGGUCUUUCUCAUCCCCGUGAUCCUUCGUCGGAGCCACAAAGACCCGCAGCUGCAGGAGCUAAUUCACCUCCUGAUGCGCAUCUCUGAGGCACCGCGCACGCGCGGCCUGGUUGCCCACGCGCUCGGGGAGAGCCUGCAGAGCCUCGCACAGCACGCCGACGACGACUUGGAAGAGGAGGGCGAAGAGGACGCGCUGCUGGUGAUCGAGGAGUCGAUGCGCUUCUGGAUGAAACUCGCGGAGGCCGCGAGCCGGACGGCGGCCGCGCUGGGCGCGUGUGCGGACUCGGGACUCGUCUCCAAGCCCGCGGGGCGGAAGGCCGACAAAGAGGACACGCCGAGGUUCGACGGCGAGCAGGCGGAAGAGACGCGGCAGUCGCUGGAUGCGCUCAAAGAGGUCUACAGCCACCUCCUCCGCGAGUGUCUGCGGCAGCUGGUCAUGCCGAAGCGCGUGGCGUCCGCGUCGCUCUCUGGCGACUACGACGUGUACCGCCGCGCGCUGCUGGACUGCCUGGAGGACUGCGCGCUGGUGCUGUCUCCCGAGCGCGCGGCGCUCUUCGCCGUCGAGCACCUGCAUCAAACCCGCCAGCGCCAGGAGGAAGAGAGCCGCGCGGCCGCCACAGGCCUCCCCGCCGCACUGCAGCCCAAGCUGCAGCAGAGCCACGAGCGCCUGCUGGAGGGCGCGCUGGUCGCGCUCGCGAAGCUCCUCAGCCUCGUGGGCGACUUCGCCUCGCUGAAGGCGCAUAUGCAGGCGCCGGUCGGCGCGAUCAGCGUCGUUUUGGGCGUCGAGGGCUUUCCGCAUGCACUCGAGCUCCUCCACACGACGAUCUACGCCCGACUCGCCGCGAUAGACGUCCUGAAGCAGCUCUUUCAGCACCUCUUGGACGACCCCGGCGCCCUGCAGCACGCACUGCAAAUGCUUGUGCGGCAGCUGCUCGCCGCGCAGCCGGCCCGUGACGAGGCCGCCGGAGGGAGCGCGCGCGAUAGCGAAGAGCGCCAAACGAUGAUUCAAAGCCUGCAUCUUCACGCCGCGCGCGCCGUCUGCCAGCUGUGCACCGCCGCGACGGCGAACGUGAUCGCGUCGCCGACAGUCAACGAGCUCGUCAGCCUCACGAAGGCGCUCGCGAACGCCAAGGCGGAUGAAGACGUGCAAAUGUUCGUCUUGGAGGGCGUUUCCGCGGUAGCCAGCAAGAUUACUGACACUGCCGCAUUUCUCAGUGUUUUGGAGGCCCUCUGCGAGCCCUCCAUUGGCGGCCUGCAACAGACGGAGAGCGACGAGCAUGCGAUUUGCUGGCAGCUGGACUGCCUCGCUGUGAUUCUGAGAGACGCCGUCUGCCCGGGGACAGCUGCGGCGGAGCCCUCUGAGCGGCACCUGCGCGUGGCAACGUUCCUCACCUCCUCGCUUUGGCCGCUUCUUAGUGCGCAGCUCGACCACCACGCGGCGCAGCAGCGCAUCGUUGAGAAGUCGCUCCGCUGCCUCAAGCACGCUGUGCGCUGCGCGGGCGACCUCUUCAAGCCGCAGCUGCCUGGUCUGCUCACGCUGCUGCAAAAAAACGCGCAAAGUCGCCUGCACUGCACCUACCUUUACGCGGCCGAGUGGCUCGCGAUGCAGUUCGCCAAGGACGAACAGUACCAGCAAGUCCUUAUGCAUCUCUUUCAGCAGCUCAGCCGCCAGGCUCUCCAGGCGAUCCAGGAGCAGGCUGGAAACGUCGACGCAUGCAGCGAUUUAGUCGAGGACUGCUACGGAAUGAUCAACCGGUACAUUCGGCACUGUCCUCUGCUUGUUAGCCUCUCGCCAGACACUGUCCAGCAGGCGCUGGUAGUGGCUCGCUCGGCGAUGUACGUCCAGCAGCGAGAAGCGGCUCAAGUCGUCUUCAUCUUCCUCGACUCCUGCGCCUUCUUCUGCGACGAACAUCGACCUGUCGAGCCUCUUUCAAACGCCGUCGGAUCCCUGGCCUUGGAGCACUUGCCGGCGCUCGUCGAAGAGGCCUUCCGGCUGUUGAUGGAGGCUCCGCCGAGCUACGUAGUCGCCUUGGUCGAGGGAUUCAUCACCACCGUCGCGCAGGUCUUCGGAAACAGAUCCGUGCAGUGGCUCGCGCGUGGCCUCUCUGGCUUGCCGCCUUCGGUGCUUCCGAGCGAGGCGAUGAAGACGCAGUUGCUGGCGAAGCUCAGUCGACCGGAGACAGGCGGCGUUUGCGAGGCUGUCGAGGACUUGGCAUACAGGUGCGAGCAGGUGUGUCUGCGGAAUCGAGCUUGA
Messenger RNA from Besnoitia besnoiti, 3732 nucleotides. RefSeq lists its product as uncharacterized. The record is from RefSeq and is a predicted model, not a curated record. Lineage: Eukaryota; Apicomplexa; Conoidasida; Eucoccidiorida; Sarcocystidae. The transcript has 13 exons. Gene Ontology annotation, biological process: protein import into nucleus. Gene Ontology annotation, cellular component: cytoplasm; nuclear membrane. The coding region runs from base 1 to 3732 and encodes 1243 amino acids.